This is a messenger RNA of Condylostylus longicornis, 1725 nucleotides long. Its product is annotated as homeobox protein B-H2-like. The record is from RefSeq and is a predicted model, not a curated record. Lineage: Eukaryota; Metazoa; Arthropoda; Insecta; Diptera; Dolichopodidae. The coding region runs from base 172 to 1422 and encodes 416 amino acids. The transcript has 4 exons. Gene Ontology annotation, molecular function: DNA-binding transcription factor activity, RNA polymerase II-specific; RNA polymerase II cis-regulatory region sequence-specific DNA binding. Gene Ontology annotation, cellular component: nucleus. Gene Ontology annotation, biological process: cell differentiation; regulation of transcription by RNA polymerase II.
UAAAAAUUAAUUGUGCAAAAUAUUAUUAAAAUAAAAUUAAAAAUAUUUAAUUCGGGAAAAAUAAAAAAAAAAAAACUCUUAAUUUAUUUGAAUAAUAAUUAAAAAAAUAAAAUUAAUAAAUAAAUUUUGAAUUUAUCAGCAAUAAUAGCAUUGGAUUUGCGUAAUAACAAAAUGACCAUUUCAAUUAAAGAUAGAACAAUGGCAGUAUCACAAUUACCUACAUCACGUUUCAUGAUAAGUGAUAUACUAGCUAAUAAUAAUAAUAACAAUAAUAAUAAUAUUAAUAGCAAUAAUAAUAAUCAUACAGCAACUGGCGAUCAUAAUCCGCAUAUUAAUAAUUCACUAUACAACAAUAAUAAUAAUAGUCAUGAAGGAUCCAAAACAUCGUCACAAGCUGAAAUGAAAUUAACAAAACCAGAUAAUUUCAAUUGGAGUCGUAUAUCAUGUGAUGAUUCCGGUCAUAGUGAUGAUGAAGAUAAUGAUUCCUCAAAUAAUUUCGAUCAUCAUAGUGAGAAUAGCAAUGACCAAAAAGAAGAUGAUGAUGGUAAUAUACAAUUUGGUUCUGGUUUAACUAAGAAACAACGUAAAGCUCGUACAGCAUUUACUGAUCAUCAAUUACAAUCGCUAGAGAAAUCAUUUGAAAGACAAAAAUAUUUAAGUGUUCAAGAUCGUUUAGAGCUAGCAAAUCAAUUGAAUUUAAGUGAUACACAAGUGAAAACAUGGUAUCAAAAUCGAAGAACAAAAUGGAAACGUCAAACUGCUGUUGGUUUAGAAUUAUUAACAGAAGCAAGUAAUUAUGCAGCUUUUCAACGAUUAUAUGGUAAUCCACCAUAUAUUGGUGGUUGGCCAUAUCCAACACCAUCAGCAGCCGGUGUACCAUCACCAGUUGAUUUAUAUUAUAGACAGAUGGCAGCAGCAGCAGCAUUUCAAACACCAUUACCAUAUGGAUUAUAUUCAGCUGCAGCAGCAGCAACAGCACCAAAAGAAUAUCAUCGAUCACCAGGAUCAUUGAGUAGUGAAAUAAGUGCAAAUACAGCAACAACAUUAUCAGGUAGUGGUACACCUGGUACAUUUUUACCAUUGCCAACAACAAAUCCUUUAACAUCAUUAAGUAAUUUUUAUUCAAGUCAUCCAUCAAUAAAUUCUCCUGGUUCAGUAAUAUCAGCAUCUAGUGGUAGUCUUGUUGGUGGUACAUCAAAUCGUAAUCCAAAUGAAUUAAAUAAUAAUGGUCCAUCUAGUUUAUAUAAUAAUAGCAGUUUAACAGUAAACAGGCAACAACAACAACAAACACAUUCACAAACAACAAGCUAUCCAAUUGGAAGAUCGCCAAAUUUAAAUCCAGCUAGCAGUAGCCCACCUAUCAGUAAAUCGGAUACCUGUGAAACAUCAAGCGAAAGUGAUGAUGAAACAAUUAAUGUUUAAAAGCAUUCUUUAAAUUGAUAAUUUAAAAAUACAAAAAAAAAUGGAUAAAUUAAAUUAAUAAAAUAGUUUCUAAGUUAAUUAAACAAAAGAAAUAAGAUUGAAUAAUUGUAAUAAUUUCAAAAAUAAGAUAAAUAAGAAGUGUAUGUAAGCUAUUAUUUAAAUAUAUACAUAUUAUAUAUAUAUAUUCAUUUAUUAAAUGUUUACGUUUUUAUUAACAAAAAAUAUUUUAAUAAAACUCUUAACUGUGCUUUAAUUUAAUUAUAAAAUAAUUUUUUAUAUAUUAAAAAAAGGAAAGAAAAAAUC